AUGUCCAUGUAUGCAGUAAAACUUGGACCAUAUCAAGUGGAAGAUACUUGUGGGAAAUCAUUUACCUGUUACUCAAGUCUUAAAGUUCACCACAGAAUCCAUACAGGAGACAAACCUUUCAAAUGUAAUAACUGUGGGAAAAGCUUUUUACAUUCUUCAGGUCUUAAAAGGCACUACAGAAUUCACACUGGAGUCAAACCUUACAAAUGCAAUGAGUGUGGGAAAUCAAUUACCUGUUACUCAAGUCUUAAAGUUCACCACAGAAUCCAUACAGGAGAUAAACCUUAUAAAUGCAAUGAAUGUGGGAAAAGAUUUAUACAGUACUCAGAUCUUAAAAAUCACUACAGAAUCCACACAGGAGACAAACCUUACAAAUGCAAUGAAUGUGGGAAAUCAUUUACCCAUUACUCAAGUCUUAAAAUUCACCACAGAAUCCAUAUAGGAGACAAACCUUUCAAGUGUAAUAACUGUGGGAAAAGCUUUUUAGAUUCUUCAGGUCUUAAGAGACACUACAGAAUUCACACUGGAGACAAACCUUACAAAUGUAAUGAGUAUGGGAAAUCAUUUUCCCCUUACUCAAGUCUUAAAGUUCACCACAGAAUCCAUACAGGAGGCAAACCUUUCAAAUGUAAUAACUGUGGCAAAAGCUUUUUACAUUCUUCAGGUCUUAAAAGGCACUAUAGAAUUCACACUGGAGACAAACCUUACAAAUGUAAUGAGUGUGGGAAAUCAUUUACCCGUUACUCAAGUCUUAAAGUUCACCACAGAAUCCAUACCGCAGACAAACCUUUCAAAUGUAAUAACUGUGGGAAAAGCUUUUUAGAUUCUUCAGGUCUUAAGAGACACUACAGAAUUCACACUGGAGACAAACCUUACAAAUGUAAUGAAUGCGGGAAAUCAUUUACCUGUUACUCAAGUCUUAAAGUUCACCACAGAAUCCAUACAGGAAACAAACCUUUCAAAUGUAAUAACUGUGGGAAAAGCUUUUUAUAUUCUUCAGGUCUUAAAAGGCACUACAGAAUUCACACUGGAGACAAACCUUACAAAUGUAAUGAGUGUGGGAAAUCAUUUACCCAUUACUCAAGUCUUAAAGUUCACCACAGAAUCCAUACAGGAGAGAAACCUUUCAAAUGUAAUAACUGUGAGAAAAGCUUUUUAGAUUCGUCAGGUCUUAAGAGACACUACAGAAUUCACAAUGGAGACAAACCUUACAAAUGUAAUGAAUGUGGGAAAUCAUUUACCUGUUACUCAAGUCUUAAAGUUCACCACAGAAUUCAUACAGGAGACAAGCCUUACAAAUGUAAUGAAUGUGGGAAAUCAUUUACCUAUUACUCAAGCCUUAAAGUUCACCACAGAAUCCAUACAGGAGACAAACCUUACAAAUGUAAUGAAUGUGGGAAAUAUUUUAUCCAGUUUUCAAAUCUUCAAGUUCAUCAGAGAAUCCACACAGGAGACAAACCAUACAAAUGUAAUGAAUGUGGGAAAUCAUUUGCCCGUUACUCAAGUCUUAAAGUUCACCACAGAAUCCAUACAGGAGACAAACCUUUCAAAUGCAAUGAAUGUGGGAAAUAUUUUAUCCAGUUUUCAAAUCUUCAAGUUCAUCAGAGAAUCCACACAGGAGACAAACCAUACAAAUGUAAUGAAUGUGGGAAAUCAUUUUCCCGUUACUCAAGUCUUAAAGUUCACCACAGAAUCCACACAGGAGACAAACCUUACAAAUGCAAUGAAUGUGGUAAAUAUUUUUCCUCGUCUUCAAGUCUUAAAGUUCACCACAGACUUCAUACUGUAGACAAAACAUUUAAAAAUGAUUAG
Messenger RNA from Mastomys coucha (southern multimammate mouse), 1812 nucleotides. RefSeq names its product zinc finger protein 160-like. The transcript has a single exon. NCBI's taxonomy places the organism in Eukaryota, Metazoa, Chordata, Mammalia, Rodentia, Muridae. Gene Ontology annotation, biological process: regulation of transcription by RNA polymerase II. Gene Ontology annotation, molecular function: DNA-binding transcription factor activity, RNA polymerase II-specific; RNA polymerase II cis-regulatory region sequence-specific DNA binding. The record is from RefSeq and is a predicted model, not a curated record. Bases 1 to 1812 code for a protein of 603 amino acids.